Penicillium psychrosexuale is the source of this 1056-nucleotide messenger RNA. It is a transcript of the gene pex7, whose product is annotated as putative peroxisome biosynthesis protein (Peroxine-7). Bases 1 to 1056 code for a protein of 351 amino acids. The transcript has 2 exons. Gene Ontology annotation, biological process: protein import into peroxisome matrix. Gene Ontology annotation, molecular function: protein binding. Lineage: Eukaryota; Fungi; Ascomycota; Eurotiomycetes; Eurotiales; Aspergillaceae. Gene Ontology annotation, cellular component: peroxisomal matrix; cytosol. The record is from RefSeq and is a predicted model, not a curated record.
AUGCUCCAUUACCGCACACAAGGAUAUAACGGUUGCGCCGUCAAAUACUCCCCAUUCUUUGACAAUCGACUAGCCGUUGCAAGCUCCUCAAAUUUUGGCCUAGUUGGCAAUGGCCGCCUUCAUAUUCUAGAGUUGACUGCGAAUGGAAUCCAACCGCUAAAAUGGUUUACGACACAAGACUCCCUAUAUGAUCUCGCAUGGUCCGAACUUCACGAGAACCAAGUCCUCGCCGCAUCCGGCGACGGCAGCAUCAAACUAUUCGACUGCACAGCGAACGACUUCCCAAUCUCAAAUUGGAAAGAGCACGCGCGGGAAGUAUUCAGCGUCAGCUGGAACCCCGUCGCAAAAGACCGCUUCUGCUCAAGUAGCUGGGACGGCACGGUCCGCAUUUGGUCGCCGCAUCGCCCACAGUCCCUCCUCACCCUCCCAACCCACAGCUGCACCUACUCCGCAUCAUUCUGUCCGCACAGUCCAGACAUCCUCUCGUGCGUGACAUCAGACUCAUACGUGCGCGUGUUCGAUCUCCGCACACCGGCCUCCGCUUCCAACCACCUCGUCACCCAGAUCCCCAUCCACGGCGGACCCCCCGCUCCUGCAAUCCCCGGCCAGCCAGGCGGCCCUACCCCGCCCGCCGAGGCCCUCACUCACGACUGGAACAAAUACCGCCCCACUGUCUUAGCUACGGCGGGUGUUGACCGUGCUAUCAGGACGUUUGAUAUCCGGGCCCCGCAACAAGGGCCGCUUGCCAUUAUGCUCGGGCAUGAAUAUGCUGUGCGAAAAGUGGCUUGGUCGCCGCAUCUUUCUAAUGUUCUUUUGAGUGCUAGCUACGAUAUGACUUGUCGAGUGUGGAGUGACCGGUCGGACACGGGCCCGGGCGGGGAUAUGGAUAUGAUGCGCGCUGGCCCAGUGAUGGGUGCGGAACUAGGGCGCAUGGGUAGACAUACCGAGUUUGUGACGGGUGUGGACUGGUGUCUCUUUGGAAGUGAGGGCUGGUGUGCUAGUGUUGGCUGGGAUGAGAAUCUAUAUGUGUGGGAUGUGCGAGCCACGAUGUCAUAG